Molecule: messenger RNA, 2074 nt
Organism: Daphnia pulicaria
Lineage: Eukaryota; Metazoa; Arthropoda; Branchiopoda; Diplostraca; Daphniidae
Gene: Rala
Product: ras-related protein Ral-a-like
Exons: 5
Coding region: 496-1101 (201 amino acids)
Biological process (GO): Ras protein signal transduction
Cellular component (GO): plasma membrane
Molecular function (GO): GDP binding; GTPase activity; GTP binding
Source: RefSeq, a predicted model, not a curated record
CUUCGGCGGCUAAAAAAGGUUAUUAGAGUCACUGCAAAAUCGUCAGGGCAUUAGCAUUUCCGUGAGAGAAAUUUUCGGGCUUCGCAAGAGGGAGUUGUCGAAAGAGGUCCUCUGCUCUGACAGUUUGCUCGCGUCUGCUUAUUUCCCUCAAAAAGCUGUGUUCCAAUUAACUCCACCUAUUAAACUCUGUUGGCCAUCCAGGAACGUAGGCAAGAAGCCGAAGAUCCCAAUCACUCCAAGAUCUUUACCUUUGCCUGGCCGUCAGCGUCGUCGUCGUCGUCCAGCAAUCGCAGCAGCACGACCAGGAGCAAAGACAACAGGCCCGCCACCGCCACAUCUUCCAGUAGCAGGCCCAGGUGUACGUUCCGGCGUUGCUGGACUCAACUUCAGCGUCUGUUGUUUGACGAGGAGCCUGUGCCAGCCUCACCGUCGCCUCCCGGGAGGACGAUCAAGACUUCCUCCGUCGCCCAGCCGCAACAGCAGCAACAGGCCAAAAUGGCUUCCAAAGCGACCAAAGCUGCUCAACCCGUGGUCCACAAAGUCAUCAUGGUGGGCAGCGGUGGUGUUGGCAAAUCUGCCCUUACCCUUCAGUUCAUGUACGACGAGUUUGUGGAAGACUACGAACCCACCAAAGCGGAUUCGUACAGGAAGAAGGUGAUGCUGGACGGCGAGGAAGUUCAGAUCGACAUAUUGGACACGGCCGGUCAGGAGGACUACGCCGCCAUUCGUGAUAACUAUUUCCGGAGCGGCGAAGGUUUCCUCUGCGUUUUUUCCAUCACGGAUGACGACAGCUUCCAGGCCACGCAGGAAUUCAGGGAGCAAAUUUUACGAGUUAAAAAUGACGAAAACAUCUCAUUCCUGUUGGUCGGAAAUAAAUGCGACCUUGGCGAGCGGAGGAAAGUGUCGCUGGAAGAAGCUCAAAACCGCGCCCAGCAGUGGGGAGUGCCCUACAUCGAGACUUCGGCCAAAACCAGGGAACAUGUCGAUAAGGUGUUUUUCGACUUGAUGCGCGACAUCCGAUCGCGGAAAAUGGACGAGACGAAAACCAAUCCAGGCAAGCCAAAACCGGCCAGGAAGAAACUCAAGUGCGCCAUUCUUUAGGAAACUUGACGAAACGAGAAGAAUAAAAAAGAAGAAGAAGAAAUCAACCGAGACGUGAAAGAACAAGGAGAGAAAAUGAAAGAAAAAAAGAAGUUGAAUUCAAAAAAACAAACGAGGCCACACCCCAGUCACACCGUGGAUUGUUCGAACGCCCGUACGUUACCGCGCGAGAGGUUGGGAGGAUUGUGGAGGUUGAUGUUUUGGCCUUUAUUCAUACGACUGUUUUCGCCCAGAGAGAUAAAUUAUUCACAUAGAAUUUCUUUUUUGUUUGGCUUUUUGUUUAUUAGUUAUUCUUUUCUUUUUUUGGGUUUAUUUUUUCUUUCUUUAUUUCUCGCAUCCGGCAGUAGCCAAAACCGCUGGCCACUUUGUCCCUGUUGCGUUCAACAUGUCCUCCACUCCCCACUCCCCGCUCCCUCCAAAGAGCCCACAGAAAAAUGGCAGAACCAAAACUUUGAUUUUGUGGAACUAAAAAGAAAUGUCACUGUAAGUGUGUGUGUGUGUGUACGUCAAUGUGUGGGUGCGUGUGUGUGUGUGUAUGUGUCUGUUCUGCGUGAGUGUGUCGGAUGUCAUAAUCUUUCCUCCCCUGGGUUUAUUAUUAUUUUGUUUCAUCUUUCCUUCCAAAAUGUCAUUAUGAAUUCUCCUUCCUGUUGUUCAAUAAUCUCAGCGGUUUUUCGAAUGUUUGCUUAUUCUUUCUUUCUUUCUGCCUUGUUCUGCAUAUCGUUUUCCCUUUUAUUUUUUGUUUCUUUUUGUUCUCUUCUCACUGGAUCGUUUCUUCCUCUUGACGCAUUCUGCGACCGCUGCGAAAGUUGUCGCCCAUGAAACAUUUCAAUAGUUUGGCGCUUUAUUUCUUUCCUUCUUCAACUCUCUCUCUCGUCUAUUUCAUUGUAUUCUUUCUCUUCUUUGUGCUUGUAAACCUGACUGUUCACCGUACGUUUGCUGAUGAUCGAAAAACAAGUAAAUGAAAUCAAGAUCA